Molecule: messenger RNA, 1346 nt
Organism: Cannabis sativa
Lineage: Eukaryota; Viridiplantae; Streptophyta; Magnoliopsida; Rosales; Cannabaceae
Product: bidirectional sugar transporter SWEET4
Exons: 5
Coding region: 303-1082 (259 amino acids)
Biological process (GO): carbohydrate transport
Cellular component (GO): membrane
Molecular function (GO): sugar transmembrane transporter activity
Source: RefSeq, a predicted model, not a curated record
ACAACUACAAAUCCAAACUAAACAAACAAAAGAAAAAGUUGUGUCUAUAUAUAAUGCCACUCAUCUUCACCCCAAAUAUACUCCAUCAUCAUAUAUCUCACCACUUCUACUACAAAUCUUUUUCUCUCUCUCUUUCUCUCUGUUUUUAUAAGUACUUGUCCAAAUCUUGACAGCUUAGGUUAUUAGUUUCAUUAAAUUUUGUCUUUAUUAUAUAGUCAUCAUCAUCAUCAUCAUCUCUCUCAAAUAUAUAUUACUAUAAACUUCAUCGUUUUGCUUCAUCAUUUUCUAAAUUUUCCCAAACAAUGGUUUCUCCUGAUGCUCUUCGAACUAUAGUUGGUAUCCUAGGAAAUAUUAUUUCAUUCAUCUUGUUCUUGUCUCCAAUGCCAACAUUUAUUCAAAUAUGGAAAAGAAAAUCAGUGGAGCAAUACUCAGCUGUGCCAUACUUAGCUACACUUAUAAAUUGUCUUGUUUGGACACUUUAUGGGCUCCCUUUUAUUCAUCCAGGAAGUAUUUUGGUUGUGACUAUAAAUGGGUCUGGUCUUGUAAUUGAGUGUACAUACUUAAUCAUCUUCUUAAUCUUCUCAGAUAAGAAGAAAAGAAUUAAAGUUGUUCUUGCUGUUCUUGCUGAGCUUGUUUUCAUUUCUAUUCUCACCCUUUUGACUUUGACUCUGACUCAUUCUCACAAGAAAAGAUCAACCAUUGUUGGUACCAUUUGUAUACUCUUUAAUAUCAUGAUGUAUGCUGCUCCAUUGGCUGUUAUGAAAUUGGUAAUUACUACUAAGAGUGUAGAGUUUAUGCCAUUUUUCUUAUCAUUUGCUUCAUUGUUGAAUGGUAUUACUUGGACUACUUAUGCUCUCAUCAAAUUUGACCCUUUCAUCACUAUACCAAAUGGGCUAGGGACAUUUUUCGGAGUGGCCCAACUGAUUCUAUACGCAACAUACUACAAAUCAACACAGAGAAUAUUGGCAGAGAGAAAGACCAAACAGGUUAACUUGUCAGAAGUAGUUGUGGCUGAUGAAGAGGAGUUAAAGAAACCAUGUGGAAGAGGGCAAAAUGGUCAUUCUACUCUGAAUAAUCAUUGAUGACGUGGCAGAAGAAGAACCAUUGGAUGGAAUAUGAGAGUAGUUUUACUAAUAAUUGUUAUUAUAAAAUAUAUAAUACUUACAAAGGCACCCACUUAUCUAAGAUAUAUAGAAGUGGUGUAGUAACUCUACUCUUCAUAAAUAACUUUGAUGUUCUUUUUUUUUUUUUUUGUAUGGGUUGUGAUUUGGUAUAAGAACAAUAUAUGCCUUGAUUUGAAUUUGAGGCUUUUUUUCAGUUAGAUAAUGACAAAGUGGUGUGUGUUU